This is a messenger RNA of Elgaria multicarinata webbii, 996 nucleotides long. It is a transcript of the gene LHX2, whose product is annotated as LIM homeobox 2. Gene Ontology annotation, biological process: neuron differentiation; regulation of transcription by RNA polymerase II. NCBI's taxonomy places the organism in Eukaryota, Metazoa, Chordata, Lepidosauria, Squamata, Anguidae. Gene Ontology annotation, molecular function: RNA polymerase II transcription regulatory region sequence-specific DNA binding; DNA-binding transcription factor activity, RNA polymerase II-specific. The transcript has 5 exons. Bases 7 to 996 code for a protein of 329 amino acids. The record is from RefSeq and is a predicted model, not a curated record. Gene Ontology annotation, cellular component: nucleus.
CCGGCCAUGCUGUUCCACAGCCUGGCGGGCUCCGAGAUGCACGGCGUCAUCGACGAGAUGGACCGGCGAGCCAAGGGCGACGCGCCCGCCAUCAGCUCGGCCAUCGACCGCGGCGAGACCGAAACGCACGCCAUGCCGUCCAUCAGCAGCGAGCGGGCCGCGCUGUGCGCCGGCUGCGGGGGGAAGAUUUCGGACCGCUACUACCUCCUGGCGGUGGACAAGCAGUGGCACAUGCGCUGCCUGAAGUGCUGCGAAUGCAAGCUCAACCUGGAGUCGGAGCUCACCUGCUUCUCCAAGGACGGCAGCAUCUACUGUAAGGAAGACUACUACAGGAGGUUUUCGGUGCAGCGCUGCGCCCGCUGCCACCUGGGCAUCUCGGCCUCGGAGAUGGUGAUGCGCGCCCGGGACUUGGUGUACCACUUGAACUGUUUCACCUGCUCCACGUGCGCCAAGAUGCUGACCACGGGCGACCACUUCGGCAUGAAGGACAGCCUCGUCUACUGCCGGCUGCACUUCGAGGCGCUUCUCCAGGGCGAGUACCAGCUGCACUUCAGCCACGGCGAGGGCCCCGCCGGCAAAGGCCCGGCGCUGGGCACCGCUGCCCCGCUGGGACUGCCCUACUACAACGGCGUGGGCACGGUGCAGAAGGGGCGGCCCAGGAAAAGGAAGAGCCCCGGGCCCGGCGCCGACCUGGCCGCCUACAACGCAGCUUUGAGCUGCAAUGAGAACGACGGGGACCACCUGGAUCGCGACCAGCAAUACCCCAGCAACCAGAAAACGAAGCGCAUGAGGACGUCGUUCAAACACCACCAGUUGCGGACAAUGAAGUCUUAUUUUGCUAUAAACCACAACCCGGAUGCCAAGGACUUGAAACAGCUCGCUCAGAAAACAGGCUUGACCAAGAGGGUUCUCCAGCGAGCUGCCAUGUUCAUGAACGGGGGCUCCCAAGGUGAGGGCCCCUGUGAGCACAGCCACGAGGAUUCUGUGCACUUGUGA